Molecule: messenger RNA, 618 nt
Organism: Ostertagia ostertagi
Lineage: Eukaryota; Metazoa; Nematoda; Chromadorea; Rhabditida; Trichostrongylidae
Source: the annotation of a GenBank genome assembly
AUGGUGCCGCUGUUGCCGUUCUAUUUGGUAUCUGUCACCCUGGGCCUCUCUUUGGCAUGCAUGCUCACUCUGUUCUUUCCAUCAUGUCCUUCUAUCAUACCUGCACUAACAACCUACGGAGUUUCAGCUCUCUAUUUAAAGGAUAGGAUUCAGUUUAUACAGGCGAUUUCUGUUCCGAAGAAGUGGUUUUGGCAUUUUUAUCUAUUAGGCUCAUUUUGGGUCGCAUCAUGGCUCCUUUUCUGUGGCGCCAUUUCACAUGACAUGACAGCUCCUUCGCAGCCGUUGAAGAAACUCUUCAUUCUCCUCACUCCAGUGAAACCACAGCAUAACUGGUCCACCACAAUUAUUGCCUUGAGUCUGGUGCUCUUCCAUGUUGUACGAAGACUUUGGGAAUCUCUGUGCAUUUCUGUUUACUCGGAUACCACAAUGAACUUGUUUCAUUAUGUGGUAGGGCUCAUUCACUAUACCAUACUACCACUCACGAUUGUCUGCGAAUCGAAAGGCAUUGCUACCAAUAGCUACGGUCUUGUGUUUUCCACGUCGGAAAUCUCUCCAUGCCAAUGGUUUGGAGUAGCGCUCUUCCUUGUUCUGCAAUCGAGAGCAGCACCUAAUUUCUAG